Molecule: messenger RNA, 2724 nt
Organism: Eupeodes corollae
Lineage: Eukaryota; Metazoa; Arthropoda; Insecta; Diptera; Syrphidae
Product: RNA-binding protein Musashi homolog Rbp6-like
Exons: 1
Coding region: 481-1968 (495 amino acids)
Cellular component (GO): cytoplasm
Molecular function (GO): RNA binding
Source: RefSeq, a predicted model, not a curated record
CAAAAUGACAGCUAAUCGUGUUUUUUCAUUCAACUAAAAGCUAAACUUUAUUAAUCUAUAAUUUAUUUAUUUUCUACCCAAUUUCAUUUAAUUAUUCGUGUAAAAGGGUUUCUCGUUAAAUUGAAAAAGUAAUAAGCAAUAUUCUUUACAAUACAAAAUAGAAGUCUUGAAGGUCUUGCACCUUGCCCAAGAAGAGUUUUGCAGACAAUAGUGGUUUCUGGCACGAUAAACUGAAGGUAGAGGUUUGUGAAGUAAAGUUCCGAGUUGCCUUGGUAAAAAUCUACGUUCAAAGAAUGCAGUUGACUGCAAAUGAAGUCCAUUGUGUUGUCUGAAUCUGCACAAUAUGAAAAUAAAUUAUAAUCGAAUACCUAUAACAUCAAAAAAUUAACUUCGAAUAUUGAUAUUUUUGCCUUUGAAUUCAGUUUAUACACAUAAUACUUCAAAACAAUUAACAAAAGAAAAUACCUAUAACAGUAUAAAAUGUGGCAACAUCAUAUUAAGGAUGAAUCUUGCCUUUUCUAUCCUCCAAGCAACCCGAUCGAAAACUCAGGACUAAUGGACCAACAUAGUCGCGAAUUACACAGUGCGUUAGUGGCUACUAUAAAUAAUAGUGUUGCAAUUGCACCUGGACCCAUCGCUCCAGGUGCAAUUGCCAAUACACAGUUACAAGCUAAAAAUUUGAGUUGUUUACCAGUACAGCAGCAGACGCAAGUUCUACAGCAACAAAAUACUCUCAAUGAAGCCAUAAAUUUGAACAGCUCUUCGAAAUCGACAUCGUCGGGUAGAUCAACACCAACCAACAAUGCCACAGAUCCAGCACCUGGAAAACUUUUUGUCGGUGGCCUCAGUUGGCAAACAUCUUCGGAGAAAUUAAAAGAAUACUUUAAUAUGUUUGGAACAGUGACAGAUGUUCUUAUUAUGAAGGAUCCUGUUACGCAGAGAAGUCGUGGAUUUGGUUUUAUAACAUUUCAGAAACCAAACAGCGUUGAUAAAGUUCUUAAGGUGCCAAUUCAUACACUCGAUGGCAAAAAAAUUGAUCCCAAGCACGCAACUCCCAAAAAUCGGCCACGACAAGCCAACAAAACGAAGAAAAUAUUUGUCGGUGGUGUUUCACAAGAAACUUCAGCUGAAGAAGUUAAAGCAUAUUUCGGUCAAUUUGGUACUGUUGAAGAAACAGUGAUGUUAAUGGAUCAACAAACUAAGCGUCAUCGAGGAUUUGGAUUUGUGACAUUCGAAAACGAGGAUGUUGUUGACCGUGUUUGCGAGAUUCACUUCCAUACAAUAAAAAAUAAGAAAGUGGAAUGCAAGAAGGCUCAACCAAAAGAAGCAGUAACAUCGACCCAACAAUUGUUGCAGAAACGUUUAAUGUUCAGUACAUUAGGUGUCCGAUUGCCAACUGCACCUGGUCAAUUAGUAAGAGGGCCUGGCACUGCCCCAUCAGUUACGGCAGUCAAUCCAUUGGCUUUGCUACAAUCACAACAAGCUGCUCAAGCGCAUGCUGCGCAAGCAGCUAUGAUGCAUAAUCAUUUUACGGUACAAAACACAGCUGCUAAUCCGGGCUAUGGAAAAUUUGUAGCAACAUAUCCCCAAGCAGCACUUCACAGUAUUAGAUACGCUCCAUAUCCCAUUCCCGCUGGUGCUGCUGUAGCAGUCGCAGCUGCCCAACAACAUCACCAUCAACAACAACAACAACAGAAUCCAACCACUCAGCAUUCGACUGCCAAUCAAGCAUGGGGUCAUGCGGCAGUAGCUGCCAAUAAUGCCGCACACGCAGCAAACUCAGCAGCGCACGUUGCCGCUGUCCAACAAGCAGCUCUUGCAGCAUCAAAUCCCAAAAAUGCUCAUGCAGCAGCUGCCGCAGCAGCUACUGGAAAUCCAUAUCAAGCCUAUGCUUUAGCCAAUGUUGACAUGUCAAGCUUCCAAGGCGUUGAUUGGGGAUCAGUAUACGGUAUGGGGAUGUAUGUUUAGAAGUACGGACCAAGUUGUUUAAAUUUAGUUUGUAUACUCAUAAUUUACAUUUUUAAUGUUUUGUUUUACUUGCCUGAAUUGAAAUUAAAAAAGACAGAGAAAUGGGUGAUUCUCUGAGACUUACAAGAAUUUAUAUUAAUAAUAAUCAUCAUAUAAAUACACAUCCACACAUUUCUUAAAUUAAGUAUUAAAAAAAAAAUAAAUGAAGUUUAAACUAAAUUAUUUUUUAAAUCAGUAGAAAAUAAUAAUGAACAGCAAGCAAAACAAAAUAUCAAAACCACCGAUUCACUGCGAAAGAAUUAAAAUUUAAUUUCGAAUACGUUGAUAGAAGUGAAUACGAAAUUGUUUACAUUUUUUCCUUAAUAUAAAAAUAACAAUUAUCACUUUUAAAAGUACUUAAUUAUUAGAAGUCAUAAACAACAUUCAGUAUUUACUUUAGAAACUAUAUCUUUCAAACAUUCUAAACCAUAGAUUAUAACACAAUAUAUACUAGAAUAAGAAUUUUAGAUUAUAUAUAUUGGUGUCGUGUUUUUGAAAAUUGUUAAGUGUUUAUACAAAUAUUUCUAUAACUAAACAAACUUAAUAAUUGAUUCGACAGCAUGCAAACAAUUACUUUUGUUUUUCAUCAUGUUUUCUUUUUUUCUUGAACUUAUUGUAUCUCUAAUAAAAACCUAGUUUAAGAAACAUUUAUAUUAUGACAUGAAUUAAGGACAAUACAAAAAUAAAUAAUAUUAAACAUUUUACUUCCUUCAAAAA